Molecule: messenger RNA, 993 nt
Organism: Vicia faba (fava bean)
Lineage: Eukaryota; Viridiplantae; Streptophyta; Magnoliopsida; Fabales; Fabaceae
Source: the annotation of a GenBank genome assembly
AUGUGGGAUGCUGCUAGAAAUGAGUUUGGAUCAAUAGAUAGCACUGGAUAUCUUGAAGUUGCUGACUUGUCUUUGGAUGAGCCAGGCUUAGAGGUUCUUUUGACUGCAGCUAAUAAAAGAAAGUUUGAGUUUGACUCUCAUAGUGGCUGUAACAGCAAGAGGCAUACUUUGGCUCGUCCAAAUAAUAUGAAUAUAAAUAUAGUAGACGUUAAUGAAGUUUUUAGACAACUUAGAUUGGCAAGAUAUGGAGAAGGGUCGUUCGACAAAUUUAGAGACUGGAAGGAUACAAACUUGUGGAAGGAUUUGUUAAGAGUUUUGAUUGAACAGCGUCAUUUACCUAUAAAUUUGGGGUCAUUAUUUUUCGUUGUCUCCGAUUAUGCCAGAAGUUAUGCUAUGGACCCACAUAUGGAAUGGCUUACCGAUGAAUCUUUGAAGAGAGACGUUGCGGCAGUGUUUAAAUUGGAGCCCUUGGCUGACCAAAAGGGCUGCCUAUCAAUUGAGCAGCUCGAAGUAGUAAUGCAAAAUAUGAAAAACACUGGAUUGCUGGUCAGUGAUGAACAAGUUGGUGAAACCAGUUUCAACUCGGGCGGAAGGAGUGGGGGAAAGAAUCCUGUCAAGAGAUUGAGAGGAAGGUCAUCAACAUCAUCAGGUGAGAGGAGACUCAAAUGUUCUGAAAAUUUUGAAGAACUAGGUAACAUCUUGCAACUUACAUUAGUGUACAGGGAUGCUUGUCAUGCAUUAUUUUUUAUUUCUAAACAACUCAAUGUGCUUGGCAUGUUGCUAGUGAUAGGUAUGGAGGAACGGGAGAAUAUUUCUAAACAACUCACUCGUCUUUUCGAUACUGACCAAUUGUCUGCCCGGCAAGUAAAUGACACUAUCAAUAAUUUUUUUCCUGAAACUGGUCAAAUGAUGGUGAGAGCUCGAAUGUGGUCAAAAAUGUCAGAGGCCAAGCAGGUUGCCUUUAUUAAAGAUUUCUCACCAUCCACUAAGUAA